UGAAUCUACAAAUCCGAGCGCAUAAUACCAUAGCUCCAUGAUUGCGCGCCGAGUAGAGGAGGCCAGCUUUUCACUAAAGACAGUUUUCCAAUAGUCUCCGGCCUUGCGAUCUUUGAGAAUGUCCGAGGAGAAAGGCCCGUCUGUUGCCGUUCUAGGCUUAGGGGCCCUUGGCCUGGUGGCCAUGAAGAACAUGCGUGAGGAGGGAUUCAAUGUCACCGGCUUUGACAGAAACCCAUACGUUGGCGGCCUCUGGCACUACAGCGAGGGCUCUAACAUCUCAGUGCUCCAAAGCACGGUCUCCAAUGGAUCAAAGCAUAGGGGCUGCUUUACGGACUUUCCAUUUCCAGACGAAACUCCUGAUUUCCCUCGCGCAGCAGACAUGGCCAAAUACCUGGUGUCAUACGCCGAGCAUUUUGGUCUCAUGCCCCACGCACAGCUCAGCACCAAUAUCCACCGUGCAGAGUACAUCGAGAAGACGAACAACUGGGAGGUGGAAACCUCGCCAGUCGCUGGCGGACCCCGCGUGGUCGCAAGGUUUGAUAAAGUGAUCUAUGCCAUGGGACCUGACCAGAUUCCCAAUAUCCCCCAGGUGCCAGGGAUCGAGAAAUUCAAAGGGGAUACUACCCACUCGAUUGGGUUCAAAGAACCACAGGGUUGGACCGGAAAACGAGUCUUAGUGGUUGGAUUCGGUAACACAGCAGCGGACAUUGCGGGAGACCUGGUGGGCGUUGCCAAGCACGUCUACCUGUCGCACCGCGGCGGUGCCAUCGUGCUCCCUCGAUGGGUGGAUGGGAAGCCAGUUGACCAUGUCCGGACGCACCGAAAAGCAGUUCUGCUAGGCAUGCUCUCACGGUAUGCCCCGGGCCUGUGGAAAAAGACCAUGGACAAAGUCAUCCUAGGGCUACGCAACCGGGUCUACGACUUGAAGCCGGAAUGGCGACUAGACCCGGCGCCGUCCUUCAAUCAGCAGAGGCCCAUCGUCAGCGACAGCCUGGUGAGAAAUUUUUCGAAAGGACACAUUACGUCCGCAUGUCCGAUCAAGGAAGUCCUGGACGACAAGACGAUUCAAUUGAGUGACGACACCAAGGUGGAAGUCGAUGCCAUCAUCUGGUGCACUGGAUACACCGUCGAUUACUCCUUGCUUGGGAAAAGCAACCCCACCCUCUACCAUGAAUCGGAGGGAAUCCCAGUUGCCAAUGGUCGCAAGAUGCCCCGCCUCUACCAGAAUGUCAUUUCACUAGAGCAUCCCGAGUCCCUUGCCUUCAUGGGUAACCUGUCUUUCAUGAACCCGGCCUUCCUUAUGUUCGACAUUGCCAGCAUGGCCCUCGCCCAGAUUUGGAAAGGAAGGUCGCGCCUACCCUCGAAGGAGGAAAUGAGGCAGUCGGUGGACGACCAGCACAAAUGGAUCGCAAGCCUCUGCAACAGUGGCCCGGUGACCCCUGGCCUGGUCAAAGGGGUGGACUGGAUGGAGUGGGUCGACCAGGCGGCUGGUUUGGGGCUGCAAGAAAACCUUGGAUACGGCAUGCAGGGGUGGUAUUUCUGGCUCACCGAUCAUGAGCUCUGCAACAUGGUUAUGGAUGGCCUACUGCUACCGUUCCAUUAUCGACUGUUCGAUGCGGGCAAACGGAAGCCUUGGAAGGAGGCUCGCGAAUCGAUUAUCAAGGUCAAUCAGGAAUUAAGGGCGAAAAAUUGGUACCCGUAGGCUGGUUGACAUGGGGCGGUUCUAGUCGGAGUUUAUUUUUUUUGCUUUAUUCUGUAGCUAUAGCGCGAAGAG
Molecule: messenger RNA, 1774 nt
Organism: Aspergillus steynii IBT 23096
Lineage: Eukaryota; Fungi; Ascomycota; Eurotiomycetes; Eurotiales; Aspergillaceae
Product: flavin-containing monooxygenase
Exons: 8
Coding region: 119-1702 (527 amino acids)
Molecular function (GO): flavin adenine dinucleotide binding; N,N-dimethylaniline monooxygenase activity; NADP binding
Source: RefSeq, a predicted model, not a curated record